Molecule: messenger RNA, 1266 nt
Organism: Elephantulus edwardii (Cape elephant shrew)
Lineage: Eukaryota; Metazoa; Chordata; Mammalia; Macroscelidea; Macroscelididae
Gene: TRIP13
Product: thyroid hormone receptor interactor 13
Exons: 13
Coding region: 1-1266 (421 amino acids)
Biological process (GO): reciprocal meiotic recombination; meiotic recombination checkpoint signaling
Cellular component (GO): nucleus; chromosome
Molecular function (GO): ATP hydrolysis activity; ATP binding
Source: RefSeq, a predicted model, not a curated record
AUGCACAGAGCAGAGCUGCCUGAGCCCCAGCUCCAACCUCUAGAUGUGACCAGGGGUCAGAUCGGCGCUGCAAAAAAAGAAGAUAUAAAGCUGAGUGUUAGAAAGUUGCUGAACAGACACAACAUCGUGUUUGGUGAUUACACGUGGACCGAAUUUGAUGAGCCGUUUCUGGCCAGAAACGUGCAGUCUGUGUCCAUUGUGGACACAGAGCUGAAAGCUAAAGGCCCACAGCCUAUUGAUUUGAGCACAUGCACAGUUGCACUGCACGUCUUCCAGCUGAAUGAAGAUGGUCCCAGCAGUGAAAACCUGGAGGAAGAGACCGAAAACAUCAUAGCAGCAAACCACUGGAUCCUCCCUGCGGUGGAGUUCCAUGGUCUGUGGGACAGCCUGGUGUAUGACGUGGAGGUUAAGUCACAUCUCCUUGAUUACGUCAUGACAACCGUGCUGUUUUCAGAAAAAAACGUUGACAGCAACCUAGUGACCUGGAACCGCGUUGUUUUGCUACAUGGUCCUCCAGGAACUGGGAAAACGUCCUUGUGUAAAGCGCUAGCCCAGAAACUGACCAUCAGGCUCUCUAGCAGGUAUCGCUACGGUCAGUUAGUUGAAAUAAAUAGCCACAGCCUCUUUUCUAAGUGGUUUUCCGAGAGUGGCAAGCUGGUGACCAAGAUGUUCCAGAAGAUUCAAGAUCUGAUAGACGACAAAGAGGCUUUGGUAUUCGUGCUCAUCGAUGAGGUCGAGAGCCUGACCGCGGCCCGAAAUGCCUGUCGGGCAGGCACCGAGCCCUCUGAUGCCAUCCGAGUGGUCAAUGCUGUCCUGACCCAAAUAGACCAGAUUAAAAGGCACUCAAACGUCGUCAUCCUGACAACGUCCAACAUCACCGAGCGCAUCGAUGUGGCCUUUGUGGACAGAGCCGACAUCAAACAGUACAUCGGGCCACCGUCGGCCCCUGCCAUCUUCAAGAUCUACCUCUCCUGCCUGGAAGAGCUGAUGAAGUGUCAGAUCAUCUACCCUCGGCAGCAGCUGCUGACCCUGCGUGAGCUGGAGAUGAUCGGCUUCAUUGAGAACAACAUUUCCCGGCUAAGCCUCUUGCUCAGUGAGAUUUCACGGAAGAGCGAAGGCCUGAGCGGGCGGGUCCUGCGGAAGCUCCCCUUCCUAGCCCACGCACUGUAUGUGCAGGCCCCCACUGUCACGGUAGAGGGCUUCCUCCAUGCCCUGUCCCUGGCGGUCGACAGACAGUUUGAAGAGAAGAAGAAGCUGUCUGCUUGA